GUGCCGCUCCCCUGCUUAUAUGAACAGUAACAUGAGACUGUUCUUGUACAUUUAUCUUUGUUUGGCUGUAGUGAUCUUAGCCAGGUCACAGGCGGUAUGGAAACAAGGUGUUCCCGACGCUACAGGCCAGUUUAACUUCUUGGCCUCCUUAAUCAGCUCAAAAGAACCUUUUCAGCAGAAACUUGUCAACACCAUCCGCGAUUUUAGCACCGUGAACUGGACUGAUAUCUCCAUUCCCGCCCAACCCACCGGCAACAUCAGCCAGCAGUGUCAGAGGGAUGUUGCUCAGUACAAUGCAGACCUGUCCCAAGGAAAGAUGUAUGCCCUGAAAAUGCUGGACGCAGGAGGAAAACCCCCAAGCGGAAUCUUGGGCGGAAACCUGGUCUGGGCCGGUAGCUACUCGCAAUGCGUGAACAUCACGAGGAAAGGCUACAACAUCACCUUCGAUGGGAAGUUCUACAUGGCUACAUUAGUACCUGUGGUCGGCGGCGGAAUAGCCGGGGUGACUAAGUUGACAAUCGGCGUCUGUGUGCCCAGCUCCUGUAAUCAACAUGACGUCAACCAAACACUGGACGGCAGUAUCUACUGGCGUUUCUUUGUACAGCAGGGAAUACUGCAAGUGACGUCAGCCUAUUCACAGGAGUCCCCACCAAUCCAGAAUGUCACUAUCGCGGCGAUCUGUAUCUGCAGCGUCCUCCUUCUCCUCAUUGCGAUGGGAACUAUCUAUGACGUCAUCAUCCACCAACCCCGACUGAUGGCCAUUAAAAGGCAGAAGGAGAGUGAAGCACAAGAACCUGACGUCACUGCGAAUUUACCUGACGAAAGGACACUGCUGGUGAACCGACUUCCACGCAAGGAAACCCACGCAACCAAAGAAGGUAUGACCGGCCGUAUCCUCCUGUGCUUCUCCCUCUACACCAACAUCGGGAAGGUCCUCAGCACCAAACAGGCGCCCGGCAGCAUCAAGUGUCUGCACGGCAUCCGCGUCAUCAGUAUGACCUGGGUCAUCCUGGGGCACACUUACAGUUUUGCUGAACCGCACGUCGGUAUGUAGAUUGUGUGUAUUUAACCCCAAACUCGACAACUCACAGAGUUACAGCCAUUUGGGUCCGCGUGGUGUAUGUAUGGGUCAUCCUGGGGCACACUUACGGUUAUAGUGAAUUACACUUUGGUAUGCAGAUUGUGCGUAUUCAGUUACCCAAAACUCGACAAUUGAGUUUCCGCCUUUCCGGUG
Messenger RNA from Branchiostoma floridae (Florida lancelet), 1234 nucleotides. Its product is annotated as nose resistant to fluoxetine protein 6-like. Bases 20 to 1054 code for a protein of 344 amino acids. The transcript is spliced from 7 exons. NCBI's taxonomy places the organism in Eukaryota, Metazoa, Chordata, Leptocardii, Amphioxiformes, Branchiostomatidae. The record is from RefSeq and is a predicted model, not a curated record.